GAAGAAGAUGUGGAUAUCGACUUUCAAAAAGAUGAGCAUCCAGCAACCAGCCUUGAAGGAGAACCUAAAGAAGUGAAGACGGUAAAAGCGCCUGAAUCCAAAAACAAAUCUGAUCUUAAGCGGUAUAUGAAGGUUGAGGAUGGUUCUAUGGAAGUAGCCCACGAGACUGAUGAAGCGAUGAAGACUGCAGAGGAAAACGAGAGAAAUUUACAAAGUCAGAGCCAAGAAAUUGUGGAGAAAUCGUCCUCUGCAGAUGUAGUCUCCUAUGAAGAAAGAAGAUUGGAGGCUAACCUAGUAAAACCCGAAUCCAGUGGAAGUAAAGACUGUGCUCGACAAGAUCUAGAAGUCGUUCAAAUAAGCUACCAUGAAUGCACCCUUAAUGCAGAAUUUUCUAGAAAGACACCUCCUUUAGAAGCUAUCAUAGACACAAAAAGCUCUCAUAAUGUAAGUAAGCGGAAGUAUGCAGUAAAGAACAAGAAGUCUGUAUCAUUUACGGAGCAGGUCGAAUAUUCAGAAACAUCAGUGUUAUCGAGACUUAACGCAGAAGAUAAAAAAUCUUCCGCAAGCACAUCUUUGAGAGACGCAGAGCUAACAGGCACGAGUUUUGAAGAAAGAAAGACGCUAUCAAAGAUGAGGAAACGCGAUGAGUCAGAAGAAAUUUCAUUUUCAAAAGCGGAUAAGCAGGAUGCAUCAACAAAAUAUUCAGAAACGAGUACUUCAUCAAAAAUUUUCAAAAGGAAUGGCGAAGAAAACGUCUUUAAAGCCAUUGAAGAGAAAACCAAGUCUCAAACAGCUUUGGCUUAUAAUUAUGGAAAACAUCAGAUAGUGAAAGCGGAAGAGCAACAAAGUGUAGCAGAAACCAGAAUGCUAACAGAUAUGGAAAAUCAACAGUACUGCGAAUCUAACAGAUUUACAAACUUACGGAACAAAGACGACUCCGCAGUGGUUUUGGGAGAAUUUUGUGACACUUCUAGCGAAUCUACAUAUUUUGAUUUGCCUUUGGUACAACAAACAACGACGUUGGAGAAUAGCAUUUGUGAAGUAGCAUCUUCAAACACAAAUGAGCCUGCAGGAAUGGAUAAGGUUCCAUGCUCCAUGGAAAAUUCAAACAAAGUUUCAAAGAGAACUGCUAAUCAUAGUGCCCUAAAUCGUUCUGAGAAUUCAUCUUCGAUAAACUCGGAGGAACUCGAAGCGCAAAGCAGAACAGAUGAGGGCGAUCCACCUAUGAAAAAGAUACUUGCCGUGAAUGAGGAAAGUGCAAAAGGAGGCAAGGUCAAAACAGAAAAGAGCCCUUGUGCCACGUCGGAAGCAACACUUGCACACAUCAGAGAUAUUCAUGUGGAGGGCGAUCGAGUUCCCGCCAAAACCGCCAGCCCUGCGGCAAGCGACUUCAAUGUUAAGCACGAGAGGGUCACGCACACUGAACAGCCGGAAAAAGUCGAGGAAGCCGUUGCAAAAGACGCUGGUCCUGCAGCAAGCAAGCCUGAUGCUAAAUCAGAGAAGCGCACGCCUAGCGAUCAGCCGAAGGAAAUCAAAUCCACGGAAAACAAACCGAAGGCUGAACUCGAAGGGCCUAUGGGUGGUGAGCCAAAGGAACUAAGAGAAAUCGCUGCAAAAGAAGUCGGUCCUGCGACAGGCAAGCCCAUCACUAAGUCAGAGAAAUCUACUCACACUAAGCCGAGAAAAAACAAGGAUUCUGCAGAAAGCAAACAUAGAGCUGAAUCCGCGAAGCCAACACCUAAUGAACAGAAGGAAGUCAACGAUCCUGCAGAAAUCAAGGGUAGAGCCGAACACAAGAAGCCAACGCCAAAUGACCAGCUGAAGGAAUUAAAGGCAGCAGAAAGCAAACGUACUGCUGAACCCGAGAAAUCAACGCCUGGUGACCAGCCGAAGGAAGUCAAGGCUGCAGAAAGAAAGCGUACUGCUGAACCUGAGAAGCCAAUGCUUGGUGAACCGAAAGAGACUAAGGACUUAGCAGAAAGCAAGCAUACUGCUGAAUCCGAGAAGCCAACGCCUGAAAUUAAGCGUACUGCUGAACCCGAGAAGGCAACGCCUGGUAAACCGAAGGAAGUCAAGGAAUUUACAGAAAACAAAGAUAUUGCUGAACCUGAGAAGCCAACGCCUGUUGAACCGGAGAAAGUCAAGGAAGCUGCAGAGUUCAAGCGCACUGCUGAACCCGAGAAGCCAGCGCCUGGUGAACAGCUGAAGCAAACCAAGGCUGCAGAAAGAAGUCGUACUGCUGAUCCCGAGAAGCCAAUGCUUAGUGAACCCAAGGAAAUCAAGGACUCAGCAGAAAGUAAGCAUACUGCUGAAUCCGAGAAGCCAACGUCUGGUGAGCCGAAGGAAGUCAAGGAAUCUGCAGAGAUCGAGCGCACAGCUGAACCCGAGAAGGCAACGUCUGAUGACCAGCCGAAGGAGACUAAGGAUUCUGCAGAAAACAAACAUACAGCUGAAUCCGCGAAGCCAACACCUGAUGAACAGAAGGAAGUCAAAGAUUCUGCAGAUAUCAAGCGUACUGCUGAACCGGAGAAGCCAACGCUUGGUGAUCCGAAAGAAAUUAAGAACUUAGCAGAAAGCAAGCCUGCUGUUGAACCCGAGAAGCCAAUGCUUGGAAUCAAGCGUACUGCUGAAUCCGCGAAGCCAAUGCUUGGUGAACCGAAAGAAAUUAAGAACUUAGCAAAAAGCAAGCCUACUGUUGAACCCGAGAAGCCAAUGCUUGGUGAACCGAAGGAAAUCAAAGACUCAGCAGAAAGUAAGCAUACUGCUGAAUCCGAGAAGCCAACGCCUGUUGAACCGGAGGAAGUCAAGGAUUCCGCAGAAAUCAAGCUUUCUGCUGAACCGGAAAAGCCAACGCCUGGUGAACAGCCAAAGGAAACUAUGGAUUCUGCAGAAAACAAACAUACAGCUGAACUCGCAAAGCCAAUGCCUAAUGGUCAGUCGAAGCAAACCAAGGCUGCAGAAAGAAAUCGUACUGCUGAUCCCGAGAAGCCAAUGCUUAGUGAACCCAAGGAAAUCAAGGACUCAGCAGAAAGCAAGCAUAUUGCUGAACCUGAAAAGACAACGACAGAAAGCAAGCAUAUUGCUGAACCUGAAAAGACAACGAGUAGUGACCAGCCAAAGGAAGCAAAUGAAAUUGUUGCAGGAGAUGUCGUUCCACGAGAAAUAAAACACGGCGUUAAAUCCAAGAAACCUCCUUCCAUUGAACAGCCGAAGGAUGUCAAGGAUUCAUCAGAGAGCAAGCAUACUGCUGAAUCCAAGAAACCAACGCCUGGUGAAACGAAGGAUGUGAAGAAUUUUGCAGAAAACACGCGUACUGUUGAACCCAAGAAGCCAGCCCCUGAUGAACCGAAGGCCGUCGAGGAUUCUGCAGAAAUUAAGCAUACCGCUGAACCUGGGAGACCAACGCGUGGUGAGCAGCCAGAGGCGAAUGAAAAUGUCGCGAGAGAUGUCGGUCCAGAAGCAAGAAAGCCCGGCGUUACCUCCGAGAAACCUCUGGAAACUAAACAGCCGAAGGAAAUCAAGGAUUCUGUGGAAAGCAAGCCAAGUACUGAACCCAAGGAGCCUGCUUCUUGCGACGAGCCGAAAGAAGACAAGGAGGCUGUUGCAAAAGACGCCGGCCCUGCAGAAAGCAAGCCCUGUGUUAAAGUUGAGAAGCUUACGUGCAUUGAUCAGGCGAAGAAAGUCAAUGAGAUUGCUAAUGAUGUCAGUCCUGCAGCAAUGAAGAAAAAUGUUGGUCCUGAGAAGCCUGCUGGUAGCGAUCUGCUGAAGGGAGUCAAGGAGGUUGUUGGAAAAGACGCCGAUCUUGAAGAAAGCAGGCCUAUUGUGAAAGCUGAGAAGCCCCCUCAAAAUGAUCAGCUGAAAGAGAGCAGCACGGGCCAUAUGAUGGACGAUGUCAAGAUGUCUGAUGUAAAAUUCAGACAGCAUAUGCAUGCUGAGCAACAGAAUGGGGAAAGCAAAAAGUUAGUUACAAAGGAUGCAAAUUUUGGAGAAGACUUGUCAUCUAUCAAACGGGAGAAUUUCAACUUCUACGCUGAGAACAGAGAGGACAAAAGCGGUGUUGCCGCUAGUUGCGACCAACCAUUUAAACAUUCCACACCCAAUUUAAAUUUGGAAAAUAAUUUCGAAAAUUUGGAGUCAUUCAUUAAAGAAUAUACUAACAUAGGAUCAAUGUCUCAUGUGGACCAAGAACGUAUCAUGGAAACGCUGUUGGAGAAUAAU
Messenger RNA from Strongylus vulgaris, 4218 nucleotides. The record is from the annotation of a GenBank genome assembly. NCBI's taxonomy places the organism in Eukaryota, Metazoa, Nematoda, Chromadorea, Rhabditida, Strongylidae.